Molecule: messenger RNA, 369 nt
Organism: Symbiodinium natans
Lineage: Eukaryota; Dinophyceae; Suessiales; Symbiodiniaceae
Source: the annotation of a GenBank genome assembly
AUGCUUCGAACUCUGCAAGCUAGUCCUGCUGGACCAUCGCAGGCAGAAGUUGACCAUUUGACGUCCUCUUCUGCGAAGGUGCUGCACAUCUCGGCCGACAGCAUGAAGGACCCAGAUUGGAAGAUGAACAACCUUCUGACUGGCCAGCCUGGCCUUCUACGAGCAAGCAGAGUCCCGUCUGAGAUCAGCCAAUACGACCAAGAGAGGUGGCAGAGCACGACAUUGUCGAAUCCUUCCCGAACACAAAAGAGGAAACAUCACAUCAAUUGGCUUGCGCAGGAGGCAAUCGAGAAAGAGGCAGAAGACUUGGAUCGAGCGGCUGGCGGGAAGUUGACCAAGGCACAGACAAGGUCGAGAUAUGGCUGGUGA